Molecule: messenger RNA, 557 nt
Organism: Aquila chrysaetos chrysaetos
Lineage: Eukaryota; Metazoa; Chordata; Aves; Accipitriformes; Accipitridae
Product: feather keratin Cos1-1/Cos1-3/Cos2-1-like
Exons: 2
Coding region: 135-557 (140 amino acids)
Cellular component (GO): intermediate filament
Molecular function (GO): structural constituent of cytoskeleton
Source: RefSeq, a predicted model, not a curated record
GAGAAGACAGCAAUUCAGGAAGCCAAAACACAGCCUAUAGCAUUAGGCGAGAUGUUUUGCAUUCAAGAUGAGCUUGUCAGAAAAUAAUCACCUCUGCAAGGGAUGCCUCUGGCAGCCUGGGGCAGUAAAGGUCCAUGAUAAAAGCCAGCCCAGCUCCUCACUCUCUCAUCCACUUCUCUUGCCUCCAUCUCCUUGGGAGUCAGGUGCACCUCCAGCCCCAAGACAUGUCCUGCUGUGAUCAGUGCCAGCCCUGCCAGCCCUGCGGCCCGACCCCGCUGGCCAACAGCUGCAAUGAGCCCUGUGUCAGGCAGUGCCAGAACUCCACCGUUGUCAUCCAGCCCUCUCCUGUGGUGGUGACCCUGCCCGGCCCCAUCCUCAGCUCCUUCCCGCAGAACACCGUUGUGGGCUCCUCCACCUCUGCUGCUGUUGGCAGCAUCCUCAGCUGUGACGGAGUGCCAAUCAACUCUGGGUGCUGUGACCUCUCCUGCAUCACCAGCCGCUACUGUGGCAGAAGGUGCCCCCCCCCUGCAAAAGAUGCUGGCAACGGCCUGCCAUAA